Molecule: messenger RNA, 2752 nt
Organism: Chiloscyllium plagiosum (whitespotted bambooshark)
Lineage: Eukaryota; Metazoa; Chordata; Chondrichthyes; Orectolobiformes; Hemiscylliidae
Product: sodium-coupled neutral amino acid transporter 4-like
Biological process (GO): amino acid transmembrane transport
Cellular component (GO): plasma membrane
Molecular function (GO): L-amino acid transmembrane transporter activity
Source: RefSeq, a predicted model, not a curated record
GCCAACGGUCCGAUGUACAACAGUACAAAAGUUGCUUUUCAGAGUUAAGCAAUAAUUUGAGUGAGAGUUUUGACACAGGGAUUAAGGUAGUCAAAAGAGGUUGAGUUCAGAAUUAUGAAGGUUUGAUUUUAAGCAGAAAGGUUAAAGAAUCUGCAUCUCGUUGCUUGAAUUAUUUGAAGGGACUUGGUUAUUUUUGAACGCUGUGUCCAAGAAGUAAAUAUUGAAGUUGAAAAGGUAUCGAGCCUCCUGAAAGAUUUAAAGGACCACUGUAUUUGGUUUUUUUUCCUUUUGGACUGGUCUUAUUUUGACAAGAAGUAUGGAUCGCAUGGAGCUUAAGAGAGUUAAUACGGAGGCUGAUGACAGUAACAGUGAAUGUGGUAUGGAUGAUGACUGUACGAAACUGACAAAUUCAGAGAAGGCUACCAUCAGCAGUCAAUUCCAUGAUGAAGAAGAUAUCGAAACUCAAAGGUUUCUGACAAACGAAUUUUCAGGGAAAAUAAAAUUUGAAGAAUAUAAGGAAGAAUAUCACCCUGGAAUGACAUCAUUUGGUAUGUCAGCUUUUAACCUCAGCAAUGCUAUCAUGGGGAGCGGCAUUCUCGGUCUCUCCUACGCUUUGGCCAAUACUGGGAUUAUCCUGUUUGUGAUCUUGUUGGCUACAGUGGCUGUAUUGUCAUUGUAUUCUAUUCAUCUCUUACUAAAGACUGCAAAGGAAGGAGGCUCUUUGGUUUAUGAGAAAUUAGGAGAACGAGCCUUCGGGUGGCCUGGGAAAAUUGCAGCCUUUGGUUCUAUUUCGCUGCAAAAUAUUGGAGCUAUGUCAAGUUACCUCUUCAUAGUCAAGUAUGAACUACCCGAAGUAAUACGGUCAUUUAUGGGAAUUGAAGACAUCAAUGGAGUGUGGUAUACAAAUGGCAACUACCUUGUUGUACUUGUGUCGCUAUGUGUUAUUCUACCACUUACGUUUCUCAAGAACUUAGGGUACCUUGGAUACACAAGUGGAUUUUCGCUCUCUUGUAUGGUUUUCUUCAUAUGUGUUGUCAUAUAUAAGAAAUUUCAAAUUCCCUGCCCCUUGCUUCCACUGGACCAUCAUUCAGGAAACUUCACAACAUUGGUCAACACCACAGGGCACUCGUUAACAGAGUAUCCAGUGAUCCGUAACAUAACCACUCAUCACGACCUGAACCUUAUGAUGCCCUACGUUAAUGGACACACAGCAGCAGAAGAUGAAGAUUAUGCCCUCAUCCACACCAAUGGGGUCAGUUAUGAAGCCCAUCUUGAAGCUGAUAUGUGCAAACCAAAAUACCUGGUGUUCAACUCACAGACGGCGUACACCAUCCCCAUCCUUGCCUUUUCAUUUGUGUGUCAUCCUGAGGUACUUCCAAUCUACAGCGAACUUAAAGGUCGCUCUCAAAAGAAAAUGCAAUAUGUCUCCAAUGUGUCAAUUGCCGCGAUGUUCAUCAUGUAUCUACUGGCUGCUCUUUUUGGAUACCUGACCUUUUAUGGACAAGUUGAAACGGAGUUGCUUCAUACUUUUACAAAAGUAUAUAAUUUUGACGUGUUACUAUUGUGUGUCCGUCUAGCUGUGCUGGUGGCAGUUACGUUAACAGUACCCAUUGUACUUUUCCCGAUCCGAACAUCGAUUCAGGAACUGGUAUGUCCGAGAAGGCCUUUCAACUGGAUACGGCACAUUAUAAUCGGAACAAUCCUGCUAAUUUUAGACAACCUUCUUGUGAUAUUUGUUCCAAACAUUCGGGACAUUUUUGGGUUUAUAGGUGCAUCUGCAGCAACAAUGCUUAUCUUCAUCCUCCCGUCAGCCUGUUACAUCAGACUUGUGAAGAAAGAGUCAAUGAAAUCCAUGCAAAAGAUUGGGGCUAUGAUUUUUCUUACUAUUGGCAUUAUCUUUAUGAUUGGAAGUAUGACUCUCAUAGUCAUUGACUGGAUUCACAACUCACCCAGUUCAGGUGGCCAUUAAUGCUACUGAACAGAAACAUUGAUUUCUGCAUUUUACAAUCCACUCCGAAGGACAGAGACUGUGCCAUUCCUCUUUCUUUCUUUCAACAGCAUGAUUCCAGAGAUUUGAGCUAAUGAAGAGUUACAACUAGCUGUUGGCUGUAGAUAACUGAAGAUUAGCUCUUGCAAGGGAUUGCUUUGGUUGAACAUAAGAUGUCUUUGGAUUUCACAGAGAAAAUAAAAUUCCGAAUCAUAGGAUGUGCUGGGAAUAAAGGCACAAUACUUCAGACAAAGCAUGCUUUGACUGCUGACUAUAGUCAGUUUCGGAAAAUAUGUUCCUAUUGCUCAAAUAUUGGAAACCUUUUUGUCUCUGAGGUUGUACAUAAUUUUCAAAUAUUACACCAAGCGUGCGCAUGCAUUUCUAACUUAUAAAACACCUCUGCUAGUGUUAGCCUCAUCUUUUUAGACAUAGAAAUUGCAUCUAGCUGCUACAACAUACAGGGUUGGUAAAGUAAAAGCAUCCCUUUUUUUAAACAGCUUCUUCAUUUUUCAGUUUAGGAUUACAAUUGAUUAAACGGUCUUUCGUUAGAAAGUUUUGCAUGUCUGGAGUAAAGGUCCAGAGCCUUGUUUUGAACUCCUUCUUUACCUCCUCCAAUCCUUCGUUCAUACCAGUUACAAUGCCUGGAAGUAGAAUCAUACAAUCACUAUAGGCCAUUCAGCCCAUCAAGUCCACACCAACCCUCUGAACAGCAUCCCACCCAGACCUACCACCCUACUCUAUCCUUGUAUCUCCCAUGGCUAAUCC